Molecule: messenger RNA, 749 nt
Organism: Danaus plexippus (monarch butterfly)
Lineage: Eukaryota; Metazoa; Arthropoda; Insecta; Lepidoptera; Nymphalidae
Exons: 1
Coding region: 130-669 (179 amino acids)
Source: RefSeq, a predicted model, not a curated record
UCACUUUUGUUUGCUUUGAAAUACGGCGGUUAAUUUCCAAUUUUAAUUUUAAUUGUGAACUUUUAUAAUUGUUACUAGACGAUAGUGUGCGAUUUGUUUUUUCAUUAUUGUGUAUUUUUAUGGCUUGUAAUGGAAAAUUAUCAAAAACAUCCAAUCAAAUUAUUAAUCCAAGACAUUUUUCGUGCCAAACAAACUGAAAACAAAUAUGUUUAUAAAUUAUUUGAUUUAUCUUUUAAGAAUGUAAUGAUACACGGUGUAGUUACAUCUGUUUAUAAUACUACAACAUUCACGACAAACUUGGAGUUGAGCGAUCCGACUGGCUGUGUACAGAUAUAUUACGAUACUAGAAAACGUAAUGGUAACAUAUCUCAGGAUGUUAUGAAAGACCUAAUUAGAAGUUUCGGAAAUUUCUCAAGAUCUGGGAAUGAUAAAGCUCCUUUCCUGGCUUCCUUAUUAAACUAUAUCGAGAAAAAACAUAAAAAUCCUAUUGAUUUUAAAGAAGGUUCUUAUGUUAAUGUGAUUGGCGAUAUUUUUAUUGAUAAUUUUCAAAACACCAGAAUGGUAUCGGCGUUUCAAAUUAAAUGUACGUCAGUUGAAUCGGACAUUAUAUGGUUAGAAGAGGUGAGAUAUUUGUAUAACAAAUAUUAUUUAUGUGAGAAAGAGAAAUGAUAUGUAUAUAUAUAAAUAAAUAAGAUAUUAACUUUAAAAUUAGUAAUAAAAACAAGCAGUUAAUAAAUUUUUAUGUUGAA